This is a messenger RNA of Pleurotus ostreatus (oyster mushroom), 1746 nucleotides long. RefSeq lists its product as uncharacterized. The record is from RefSeq and is a predicted model, not a curated record. NCBI's taxonomy places the organism in Eukaryota, Fungi, Basidiomycota, Agaricomycetes, Agaricales, Pleurotaceae. The transcript is spliced from 2 exons. Bases 1 to 1746 code for a protein of 581 amino acids.
AUGGUUUACGCUGAACCAGUCGUCACGCCUGUCAAUGUCGACUCCACCCACUCCCUACCUAGUCUGGAAAGCGUUGAACACUUAGAAGAAUCGGAUAGUAGCCAAGUUAGCACCAGUCCGUUGAAUCUUCCGCCAAAACGACUUCAGGAAAUUCAAGAGCGAGCCUAUAACAGGAAGAUCACCCCCUCGUACGAAAUUGAACCGACGACAAACACUACUGUCAACCCAGCACUCAUCAGCCAACCCUCGCCGCGUAACCUCAUCAAAGUAAAUAGAAUGGAUAAGGAUUACGACCCCAAGGACUGUCUUCACCCCCCACAUGGCUCACUUGUAUGUCUACGACACAACCUCACGCACGCGCAACACUACGCCUUGCAAGAAAGCGGACUUACACUCAAUGAGGUCGACAACAUGAACAAGUACGAACUGGACGAAUAUCUACAUACGCUGAACAUGGAAACGCCGUCGCAACCUCAAGAACAACCUCCUCUGUUACCUCAACUUACUGAGGAAGAACUGAGUGAGUACGCUGCAGCACUUGAUGCCGCAUUGGACUCACCUUCGUCAGACUCAGAAACACUAGGCUCGCAGUCGAGCGUGAUGUCGCCUGACAUCGCUCCUGCACAAUCUGGCAACGAACGCACUCAAACAACGGAUACGACCGUACAAACCGACGAACCUGUCAAAGUAAUGACUCUGUUUCUCAACCACAACGUCCCUCGCAUUGUAGUCAAUGAAUUUCGCGAUCCAAAAGCCUUACCUCGACUACACAACCUCUACAAUCACGACAAUGAUUCGACAUCAUCUAGCUCAUUUGAACUUAUCCUUCACCCUCCAACCGAAGCUGCACUACGAGGAACACAGAUCGCUGACGGAACCUACCGUACUUCAACUCCAUACCCAACCCCAGAACGCGAACUUGAACCGACGAAAUCUAACACAGACUGGACGAACCUCAAGUACCCUGCAUUCCUUACCAAGACGGCCGACGACUCAGAGAACGAUAAGUCGAGCCAGGAUUACAUGUCCAUGGAUGAGUCUGACUAUAGUUCGGAAGCUGUAGACUCCCCGCCAUUGUCAACGGACCCCUCAGACGAAUCUCAGGAGGACGCUACCGUGAAAGAUGACGAAUCUAUCAUCCUUCUUCACCCACCUAUCCAAGUUCAAGCUCGACUCCAUGAAAUGUUUGAUACGCCCAUCAUCGAUUACCACCAUUCCCCAAACCUUCCUCCCAAUUGUAACAUCAUUCCUACCAGUAUAUUCGCCACUACGCAGCAAAUAUAUCCAGGCGAGUUAAUGUAUGAAUUGGCUACGGAUGCGCCUGACCCUUGGGAUUAUAAUGGCGCCGAGACUACCGUGAUUCGUCGCAUGAGCAACCCGCCCUCGUACACAAAAGAACAGGCGAAAUAUACGGCUGAACCACCAGAAAACCACCCGUAUUGGCUCGACAACCACGCCGACUUCAAACGAAUACGCACUACGGUUAAAUAUCAAGGAACUUACGAUAACCAUCCACUACGCAACUGGCAUAACCGAUUCGAAGCACCUACCGACUACCACGAUUACUGGAAGGACGACAGCGAUACUGAUAUCGCGCAGUACGUCGUGGAUAUCUGCGAAGCAUCCAGGCAAGGAAUCCUACUCCCAGAAGCCUGGCACGGUAUUGACGGACCACCAGAGUAUAUUGUGAAAGCCCAGGACGGUAUAUCUGGCGCUUUACCACAUUUAUACAUGAAGCUCAUAUGA